AUGUCCAACGACAUACCAACAGAACCUACAGAGGGCACUCAACCCGAGCAGAACGAUGUUCUCCGACGCCCAUCACUCGUGCCACCACGAACGCUCUCCGACUCCGGGCGGCGCAUCUCCUCCCAACAUGUGCGCUUUUCAACCGAUCUCGAUCGCGAGUCGACCGAGGAACAACGACAGACAAACUGGGACCGACGUCCCAAUUCCCAAGGACUAAUUGUGGACACGGCGCUGGCGCCGCCAUUGGUUCGACCCGCUUCAUCUCCCACCUCUCCUCUCUCGCCUCCCAAUGCCACCAAAAAUGCGACCCUCUCCCCCAUUUCCCCGUUGAGUCAUGAAUCCGUCGGUCGGUCUCGUUCGCGAAAUCGUGGAUACUCACUCCGUCGCAGCAUUUUCAAUAAGACCAUUCACUCAACGGGCAAGGAUGAUCUCGCCCAGGUUGAGCUGGGUGAGGUCAAAGCACCCUCAUCUGAUGUGACUACCGCUAUAACUCCGGCUGCUGAGACGCUUACUGCCGCCGAUGAGAAGCACGCUCCGAGCAUCGCACCGACUGCAAACAUUGACUCAACCCAUAGGGAGCAUGCUUCUCCCUGUGUCUCCUCUGAGCUCCCGGAGAGGGGCCUUAAGGAGAAGUUUUCCGUGUCUGUAGCCCAGGAGAAGUGGCUUCAGAAGAAGGCGACUACCGCAGUGGCUGUCGCACGCUUCCAGGCUGUUAUGACGUCUAUCCAGAAGUUCGUUCUGCGCAUCGAGGACAUUCCACCUACUCAAGAUGGGCGCCACAUUGAUUUGAAUCCAUCCAUGGCAAGUUCCAUGAUUGAUGAGCGCACGGGGAAGCCUUAUAUCGGAAACUUCAUUCGUUCGAGCCGUUACAGUCUCUGGAGUUUCUUCCCUCGCCAACUCUUCGCCCAAUUCACCAAAGUCGCCAAUCUCUACUUCCUAAUCGUCGCCAUCCUGCAGAUGAUCCCUGGCCUAAGUACCACUGGAACAUACACCACCAUUGUCCCGCUUUUGAUCUUCGUUGGUAUCUCGAUGGGCAAGGAGGGAUUUGAUGAUUGGCGCCGUUAUCGCUUGGACAGGGAAGAGAACAACCGGGAUGCUUGGGUGCUCCGCCCAGGCCACUGGACGAUUCACGAUGGCGCCUCCGUGAUCAGUAACGCUCAAGAUUGGGAGCGGAUCAAAUGUGAGGAGAUUCGUGUCGGAGACGUUAUUAGACUUGAGCGCGACCAGCCAAUUCCCGCUGAUAUUGCCCUACUUCACGCCAACGGACCCAACGGCGUCGCUUACAUUGAGACCAUGGCUCUUGACGGCGAGACAAAUUUGAAGAAUAAGCAGCCUUGCCAGCCUGUCAGCAAAGUCUGUUCGACUGUAGAAGACAUCUUUAGCAACUCCUUGCACUUCGUAGUUGAGGACCCCAACUUGGAUCUCUACAAGUUUGACGGUCAUGUCACCGUCAACGGCCAGGAGAAACUUCCUUUGACCAACAAUGAGAUUGUUUACCGUGGCAGCAUCCUUCGCAACACUGACCGCGCUCUGGGUAUGGUCAUUUACACCGGCGAGGAAUGCAAGAUCCGCAUGAACGCUAAUAAGAACCCGCGAAUCAAGAGGCCCACUCUCCAGGAUAAGGUCAACCGUGUGGUCAUGUUGAUCGUAGUUUUGGUCGUUAUCCUAGCCGUUGUCUGCACCGUGGCCUACAAGUUCUGGUCUCGCGACGUGGAGCAACAUUCUUGGUAUCUUGAUGAUGCCAGUGUUUCUUACGGCCCAAUUUUCACAUCGUUCCUGAUCAUGUUCAACACCAUGAUUCCCAUCUCCCUCUACGUGAGUAUGGAAAUCGUCAAAGUUGCCCAGAUGGUGCUUCUGAACGAUAUCGACAUGUACGACCCCGAAACCGACACCCCGCUCGAGGCGCGCACAUCGACCAUCAACGAGGAGCUCGGUCAAGUCAGCUACAUCUUCUCUGACAAGACGGGUACUCUGACCAAUAACUCCAUGCGCUUCCGCAAAAUGAGUGUGGCUGGAACUGCUUGGUUGCACGAUGCCGACCUCCAAGAGGAGGCUGCUCGUGCAGGUGACCACACCAAGUUGAUCCACAAGAAGCGGAGCGCAAAGGGCAAGAAGGCAAUGGGCCGCAAGUCCAAUGUUUCCGAGGCUCAGAUGCCCCGUCCGUCGAAUGUUUCUGGGCCUGCUGAUGCUCUCCGUCAGUCUGGCCGCUCGGCUACUACAUAUCGUACGGAAGAGAUGCUGGAAUACAUUCAACGCAAGCCUUACACCAUCUUUGCCCGAAAGACGAAACUGUUCAUUCUGUCCAUGGCCUUGUGUCAUACUUGCAUUCCCGAAGAAGACGCGUACGGAAACACCACUUUCCAGGCUGCAUCCCCAGAUGAGUUGGCUCUUGUUCUUGCAGCGCAGGAUCUAGGAUAUCUCGUCGUGGAUCGCCAAUCCAACACGCUGAUCAUUCGCACAAAACCGGACGGACUGGACGAAGCUACCAACGACGAAGUCUACGAGAUCAUGGACGUGAUUGAGUUCUCGAGUGCACGAAAACGCAUGUCCGUCGUUGUUCGCAUGCCCGACCAGCGCAUCUGCCUAUUCUGCAAGGGUGCUGACACCACGUUGAUGCGUCUCUUAAAGCAGGCGGACCUGGCACGUGAGAAGGCGACUGAGAUCGAGCGCCGAGCAAGCAGGCGCAAAAAUGCCGAGGCGAACCAGGUCAUCCGACGUAACAGCGAGCACCAAAGCCGGAAGAACAGUGUCGCUCGAAGCAGCAUGACGCGGCCAAGCUUCAGCCGUCGACGCUCAUCGGUUACUGGCCAACAAGGUUCUGAUCUUCGCGCCAGUAUCGAUGGUUGGCUACGCGACAGGGAAACGGAUGGUGGUAUGCGGAACAGAGAGGCUGAUAGCGAGUACUACAGCCCUCGGCCUUCAGCGCAAAUGGGCAGACCCUCGGCCGUCCUCUCAGACUCUGGAAGCUCUAUGAAUGGCGACGACGAUGAUGAUCUUGUGGAGGAGGCACUGGUUGUCAACGAGGCGGCCAUUUUCGAGCGCUGCUUCCAGCAUUUAAACGACUUUGCCACUGACGGUUUGAGAACUUUGUUGUAUGGCCACCGGUUUUUGGACGAAGCGACCUACACCAACUGGAAGACUGUGUACAAUGAAGCUUGCACUAGCCUUGUUGAUCGGCAGCAGAAAAUCGAGGACGCUGGCGAGCAGAUUGAGCAGCAGCUGGAGCUUACUGGCGCCACUGCUAUCGAGGACAAGCUGCAAAAGGGCGUGCCGGAGGCUAUUGACAAACUACGACGAGCCAAUAUCAAGAUGUGGAUGCUGACUGGUGAUAAGCGGGAGACUGCUAUCAACAUCGGCCACUCGUGUCGUCUGGUUAAGGAGUACUCGACACUGACUAUCCUGGAUCAAGAGAAUGGCGAUGUUGAGCAGACGAUCACGCAUCUUAUUGAGGAGAUUACCUGUGGCCGUGUGGCGCAUUCCGUGGUUGUGGUUGAUGGCCAUACACUUUCGUUGAUCGAAGUGAAUGAGGUGGUGCGUGAACAAUUCUUCCAACUGGCUGUCAAGGCAGACUCGGUCAUCUGUUGCCGAGCGAGCCCGAAGCAAAAAGCGUUCUUGGUGAGAUCGAUCCGAAAACAGCUCACCGACGCAAUCACACUUGCCAUUGGAGACGGCGCCAACGAUAUCGCCAUGAUCCAGGAGGCCCAUGUGGGUAUCGGAAUCACUGGAAAGGAGGGAUUGCAGGCAGCACGUAUCUCGGACUACUCGAUUGCGCAGUUCCGCUUCCUUCUUAAGCUGCUUCUGGUACACGGUCGGUGGAACUACAUACGUGCCUGCAAGUAUACACUCGGUACGUUCUGGAAGGAGAUGCUGUUCUACCUGACCCAAGCGCUGUAUCAGCGCUGGAAUGGCUAUACUGGCACCAGUUUGUACGAGCCGUGGAGUCUGAGUAUGUUCAACACGCUGUUCACCUCGCUCGCUGUCAUCUUCCUGGGUAUCUUCACCAAAGAUCUCUCAGCAUCAACACUGCUAGCCGUGCCGGAGCUCUACACCAAGGGUCAACAACACGGAGGCUUCAAUACACGGCUCUAUCUGGGCUGGUCAUUCAUGGCGGCUUGCGAAGCAGUGAUCAUUUUCUUCACGAUGCGGAGUCUUUUUGGCCUCGCAAACAUCAACACCAGCGGCAACGACAUCUUCUCCCUGGGCCUACUCACCUUCUCCGCGUGCAUUAUCGUCAUCAACGUCAAACUCCAAGCCCUGGAAGUCCACAACAAAACGUACAUGUCGCUAAUUGUAAUUAUCAUUUCCGUCGGCGGCUGGUUCGUGUGGGAUCUCAUCCUCGACCGUGAAUACACCAUGUCCUCCGGCAAAGGCAUCUACUUCCUCCCCUCCAACUUCGUCCAUCACUCCGGCCAUAACCUCCUCUUCUGGACUGUCCUCCUGCUGUCUGUCUCAGCCGUUCUUCUCUUCGAGUUCACUGUCUCAACCCUCCGCGCCCUCUUCUUCCCAACAGACGUCGACAUCUUCCAAGAAUACGAACAAGAUCUCGACAUCCGCAAGCGCUUCGAAGAGGCCGCUGCCUCGGAACUCCAGCAGGGCUGGGACCAUGGGACCAAGAGAUCAAGUUUCGAGAUCGCCCGUGAGAACGCCGAGAAGGCUGAGAUGGAUGCCCGUGAACGCCAGGUCCGCGAGCUGCUCGCCCGCCCCCGCGUGAUGGACUCCAAGCUUGACCCCACGGAACUCGAGGUUGAUGGCUUCACCAGUGCCAGCGCCAGCGCCACGGCUAGUCACAACAGCAGCACGCACAGCCACAAUGCUGAACCGGACCGUGGUCGCCGGUCUGGCUUCCUCUGUCCCGAAGAUGCCAUUGGGCGCCGACGCUCCGUUGAGAUCCAGGAUCUCUUUUUCAAGGGAUAUGGUGCUGUGCGCAAGGGCCAGCUGAAAUGA
Messenger RNA from Penicillium digitatum Pd1, 4944 nucleotides. Its product is annotated as aminophospholipid-translocating P4-type ATPase DNF3. Gene Ontology annotation, biological process: endocytic recycling; post-Golgi vesicle-mediated transport; phospholipid translocation. Gene Ontology annotation, molecular function: ATP hydrolysis activity; magnesium ion binding; ATPase-coupled intramembrane lipid carrier activity. NCBI's taxonomy places the organism in Eukaryota, Fungi, Ascomycota, Eurotiomycetes, Eurotiales, Aspergillaceae. The record is from RefSeq and is a predicted model, not a curated record. Gene Ontology annotation, cellular component: plasma membrane.